AUUUUGCUGAUGAAUAAUAUCUUCCUUUUCUUCUUCUAAGGAUUAAGUAGGUCAACUGUUCAAUUAUGACGUGUAGCCCAUUUUCACUGCGACGUGGUCGACUGUAGUUCAAUUUAAUUCUUCUCUAUAGUAGGUUCUUUGCUUCUGAUUAUUUUUAUAGUCCCACGUAAUAAUCUUCCUUAGGUAACAAUCGUUAUUUAAUAAUUGACAAGUGUCGAAUAAUUGUUAAUUUUUAUUUUGCUUUAUUUGACGGAUGUCAGUGAUCGUUUUUUUUAGUUGUUAAUAAUUCAUUACAUAUUUCAGUGACUUUAUGUCGAAGGUCCUCCAUGUUAUUGUUAUGUAUACGAUAUGUAUCCAUGAAGAACUGUUUUUUUAUUGGAAAUUUUUUACAUUCUCUUGACAUUCAGUUUUUUUAAUAAUAACCCAUCGCGCUAUUACGUUGUCAAUGAUUUACAUUAAAAAAAAAAGGAGAAGUAAAUAUAUUUCUUGACUUUUAAUAACAUUUAACUUUCUCACAGGUCUGCUCUGCAAUGUUAAUUAAAAAAUUUGAGAUGAUAACAAAUGCUUGAUAUAAAAAGACACUAAUUAUAAAAACAUUUUCUGAUAAUGAGAAGUAAAAAUGUGGCGUGAAAAAAUCAGUAAACACUUUUGACUUGUAAUAAAUUAUUUGUGAAUAAAACGUAAAAGAUUGCCAUUAGAUUGAAUUAGGCAAUAAAUUGAAAUUUGAAUGUUAAAUCAAUAUUGUUUUAACCCCAUAAAUUUUGUAGUUCUAUGAAGUUAUAAAUUACAUGGAUGGGGGUUGCUGUACAUACAAUUACUUUUUUCUCCCACAUUCCUGCGCUGAUAGGAAAAGAAAAUAUACGCGUUUCGCAACAGGCGUCGACACGCUGCGGCGUCGACGUCGGUUCUCACGAUUUGCUUAACUGUUAGUCGAAGACGGUACUUCCAUGAGGAAGGUUGGGUGAAAAGGUGCGACGAAGGAAUUUGCGUGCUAGCACUAGGAAGUUAAGGAAUUUCGAAUAUAAAAGCACGUAAAUUAAUUGACGCCCCGCGGAGUAGGGAUACUUGCCCACUAACCGUGAUUUUCACUUUGAAGUUUCACUUCUAACCUCAAUUUAGUACUGGUCGCACCGCUUCUCUUUCCCCUACACAUUGCUGCUCGUUGACCGGUGAACAAUUACUGAAGAAUUUCCUUAAAGAAAUAGUGGUACGUGUUGCUGAGUAUUUAUUAUUGAAAAGACGUUCAAUAUCGAGGUUAUUUCUACGCUCGUUGAUUGCUGUCGUUUUAGCGAAAGUAUUUAAAUUUCAAUUCAAGUUUGAAGUGAACACUGCUGUGCGGGUUACGUAAAUUGCUAGUGUACUUACUAAUUCUUGAUGAUUUGUUUGCUUGAAAGAAAGUAGUGUAUGCUGGUAUUCCUCAACAUCUGAGCCUGUUGAUUUCUGUUGUAGAAUAAAGAAGCAAAGACAUGGCAUGGCCAAAAGAUAUUGGAAUCAAGGCUCUGGAGAUAUACUUUCCAGCACAGUAUGUCGAUCAAGUUGAUUUGGAGAAGUUCGAUGGGGUGGCUGCUGGAAAGUAUACUGUUGGAUUGGGCCAGUCGAAGAUGGGAUUCUGCAAUGACCGUGAAGACAUCAAUUCACUUUGCUUGACAGUACUGCAGCGAUUGCUGGAUAGGAAUAAUAUAAAACCUGAGGAUGUUGGUAGACUGGAAGUUGGUACAGAAACUAUUCUUGAUAAGAGUAAAUCUGUGAAGACUGUUCUUAUGCAAUUGUUUGAGCCACUGGGUUGUACGGAUAUUGAAGGUGUAGAUUCUACAAAUGCCUGUUAUGGUGGUACUGCAGCAUUGUUUAAUACAAUUGCAUGGGUAGAAAGCAGUUCAUGGGAUGGCCGAUUAGCUAUAGUAGUUGCAGCUGACAAUGCAGUUUAUGCGAGUGGAAAUGCAAGGCCUACUGGAGGCGCAGGUGCAAUUGCUAUGGCUAUAGGACCUAAUGCACCUUUAGUGUUUGAUCAAGGUAUAAGAGCAUCUUGUAUGCGUCAUACCUAUGACUUUUAUAAGCCAGAUUUACGCUCUGAGUAUCCUGUUGUAGAUGGAAAGUUAUCAAUCCAGUGCUACUUUGGCGCUCUAGAUGAGUGUUAUCGUAGGUAUUGCUUGAAAACAGAAAAAAAGCAUCCUGGGGAAACUGUUUCACUCAACACCUUUGAUGCAUUACUUUUCCAUUCACCAUAUGGUAAACUGGUACAAAAGUCAUUCGCUAGAUUAGCCUUUGUAGAUUUUCUUAAUACACCCAAAGAGAAGAUCUCCGAAGAACUCUCUGAUCUAAAGAAGUUCCACGAUGCCAAAUUAGAAGAGACUUACUUCGACAGGGACAUUGAAAAGGCCUUCAUAAACCUAAGUAAAACACAAUUUGCUGAAAAAACACAGCCAAGUCUUUUCGUAUCAAAUCUAGUUGGCAAUAUGUACACACCCUCUGUUUAUUCUGGAUUAGUUUCAUUGUUAAUUAAUAAACCAAUAGAUCAAUUAGCAGGUAACAAAGUGGGUAUUUUCUCGUAUGGCUCCGGAUUUGCAUCGAGUAUGUAUUCCUUGACAAUAACCAAAGACAUUAGCCCAGGUUCAGCUCUUCAAAAAAUGAUAUCCACUCUAUCAUACGUAAAGCCCCAGCUAGAAUCCAGAGAACGUGUCACGCCCGACGAGUAUACGAGAAUUUUAGAAUUGCGUGAAAAAAAUUGUCAUACAGUUCCAUACGAGCCAAGUGCAAAUAUCGAAAAAAUGUUCCCAGGAACGUUUUACUUGCGUAGCAUUGAUUCCUUGUACAGAAGAACUUACGAGCGAGUACCGAAAUUGGAUUAGUCGAGUUUAGAAUUCUCUUUACAUUGUUCUAGUAAUUAUUUUAUAGAAAUUGAAUUGCGUGAAUUUGUUUACAGUUAAUAAUUUUAUCAUUGUUUAAACAGUGGGUUUAAAAUCGAAAUGGCUCGAAUCCAUCGAGCUUUGUACUUUAGCUUGAAUGGCUCUUUGAGACUUUUUAAUUUUGAAAUCUCGAGAGUGGCGUUAAGAAAUAACAGAAAGUAAUCAUGUAAUUGUAUAAUACGUUCUAUCUGUUUAAAAAUUACUUCCACUCUCAGUUACAAAUAUUAGGAAAUUGUAAGCCAUUCUUUAAUCCUGUACUGGUGGGGUUAAUGUAUUUUGAUUUAUUAUAUAUUCAAUAAUUGCUUUUAUAUUUUAUUACCUUUAUUCAAAUCACUCAUAUUGUUAUCGCAAUUCAAUUUACACGGCUUGCACGUUAUAAAUUCGUGAAAAUUCCUACAUGCAAAGUUGAUAUCAAUUAAAAAAUUUCAUCGAUAAAGGAUUAAAGAAGAGCUUAAUAUAUAUUUAUAUUACAUAUAAAAUAUCGUUCAUAUGUAAAUAUGUUAAAUAUAAACUUACAGCUAGUAAAAGCCUUGAAGAUCAUGUAGCAAUAUUCGCGCAGAAAAUUCAAAGUAUUAGCACCGAUAUUCAUUCACACUUACAUUCAGACUUAAAUCAUGCAAAUAUUCGUAUAAAACAGUGAAAACUAAGGAGCGAAUUUUUGAAAUUCAAAUUUUUACAUUGGAGAUUCGAUUCUACCCAAAAUUUUAAUUACCGUAGCACACUUUCCUUCAGUUUUCGUAGAAAAUGAAUUUUAGUUUUACUUACAAAAUGGAGACGCAAAUGAAUUCCAAUAGUCAAAAUGACGUAUUAUGAUGAUACGUAUAAUGAAUACCGAUAGUGGUUAUCGGUAAGCGUAGUAAAGUGUAUACAAAUUAUUUAUUUCCUAUAUAAUACCACUGUCUCGUUAACAAUGGGCAUUCCAUUAAAACUGGCAUUAUCAUGAAUCAUGUUUUUUGCAAGAUAAUGAAAUUGCAUAGGCCUUUUUCGCGAUAAGAUUCAAAACAGAAUUCAUUAAGUUUUUCCCCAAUAUAUGCUUCACGUAAACUCUAUUAAUACAUGGAACAUAAAUUAUAGGUCAACCCAAUAAUUUAUGAAUUCAUAUCAAGAGACUCAGUCGAAUACUGCGUUUGAUUAAUAUACCAAAUGGCAAGAGCAGCUUUUUAUUCUCACACAUAUGUACGUACGCAUUUGAAAGAAGUCAUUUUCUAUUUUUUUUUUUUUUUUUUUUUCCCGUAACAAAUAUAAAUCAAGGUGCACGUCCAACAGAGCGAAUCCCACCUCUUUUCACGACCAAAACAUUCUUAUAACGAACUAAUCGUAAUUGUAGAACGUAAUUUUUUAAAUAUCGUUGUAGGCUAUGAACGUGCCUUACAGGACAAAGAAACGCUGAGAGAAAAACAAAAAGGAAAAGAAAAUGCGUUCCUUGAUACUCGUGAUUUAACUUGACAAGAUAAUUUUUGUUUAAUUAUUCACGUUGUUAAACAUGAUCGUUUUCAAAUAUUGAAAGAUUAAAGACAAACAAAUUUCACUGUCAAAAUAAAUGAAACGUGGAUCAACAUAAUUUUUAUUUAACGUUUGCGUCGUAUAUUUGAAAAAGAACAAGAAAAUUAUAAUUACACAACUGACAGUUAUCCUUGACAAUCAAUUGAAUCGCUCAGGAGUUAGUUUAUUUUGUUAAAUUUAAAGAAGGAUUAAAAUUUAUUAAGAAUUUUUUAAUAAAGGCUCUCUAUUAUCCAGAGAUGUUAAGGAUUCUGGCUUUUUCUAUUCUUUAACCGGUCAUUAUGUAACAUAACCUCGCGCCUGUGUAUCCAGCCAAGCAAAAUUUAUUAGGGUUAUAAUUUAUAAAAUUAAUCUAUUUUAUCCUUGUAUCGUCUGUUAUUUGUUACUUUGUGUAUUAAAUACACAAAGCGGUGUAUGCGUGUCGCUUUGAGAUGCUAUUCAGAGAAUGUUUCAUACGCAGAAUUAUAAAAUUUACUGUCACGCAAUCAAUCAUUACUUUGUCACGACGUGCUAUCGUGAACUGAAAAUGUUAUCGAUCGUAGACGUCGGUUAUUCUUGUAUUCAAAAUUUGUAUUCUACUACGAAAGCAUUGGGUGGAGGUUCUACGAUAGAUUUAUUAUUGCGUUGAUUUCGAGAAGAAACGAGAGGAGCAUAUUUGAAAAAGAUUAAUAAAUAAAAAGUGCGCAAUGUUGUAAAAA
Cephus cinctus (wheat stem sawfly) is the source of this 5101-nucleotide messenger RNA. It is a transcript of the gene Hmgs, whose product is annotated as hydroxymethylglutaryl-CoA synthase 1. The record is from RefSeq and is a predicted model, not a curated record. The coding region runs from base 1467 to 2846 and encodes 459 amino acids. NCBI's taxonomy places the organism in Eukaryota, Metazoa, Arthropoda, Insecta, Hymenoptera, Cephidae. The transcript is spliced from 2 exons. Gene Ontology annotation, biological process: acetyl-CoA metabolic process. Gene Ontology annotation, molecular function: hydroxymethylglutaryl-CoA synthase activity.